AUGUCGUUGACACGCGCCUUGACACGGCCCAGCGCGCUCUCGUGGCGUGGCGCUCGCCCAUUAUCGACGAUCGUCGAAGACGAAGUGCGGAAAUUCAAUGCCGUGUCCUCCGAUUGGUGGGCGCCUACAAGCACGACCGGCGUGGGGCUCCUGCACCAGCUGAAUCCAGUGCGUGUCAAGUACAUUCGCAGCCACGUGAUAGAUCACUUUGCACGCACGACGGAUGCCGAUCCCAUGCCGCUGCGUGGACUCAACGUGGCCGAUAUCGGCUGUGGCGGCGGCAUUCUGUCCGAAGCAUUGUGUCGCAUUGGAGGCACACUGGUGUCGGUCGAUCCCGGACACGACAACAUCGCGGCGGCGAGAAAGCACGCAGCAAUGAGUCGUCACACGAGCAGUAUCGACUACCGUCUCUGCACGUCGGAUGACCUGGUAGCGCAAGGAGAGCGAUUUGACGUCGUAUGCUCGCUGGAAGUCAUCGAGCACGUGGCCGACGUGCCGGCAUUCUUGCACUCCCUCACGCCCUUGGUCAAGCCUGGUGGUCUCCUGUUCAUCUCGUCGAUCAACCGCACUCUGCUGUCAGCCGCGCUUGCUAUAGGAGCUGCGGAAUACGUAUUGCAAGUCGUCCCACCAGGAACGCACGAGUGGAACAAGUUUGUGCAACCUGAGGAGAUUGAGGCAGAAAUAAGGAAAGAUGGCCUUGCCGUACAGGACGUGUCAGGUAUCGUGGGUGAUCCAAUAUUCCGGAGCUGGCGUAUACAUCCGACAUGCACCGACAUCAACUACAUCAUGUGCGCGACUAAGCCGCAUGAGUAG
Hyaloperonospora brassicae is the source of this 813-nucleotide messenger RNA. Lineage: Eukaryota; Oomycota; Peronosporomycetes; Peronosporales; Peronosporaceae. The record is from the annotation of a GenBank genome assembly.